UCUUCGCUCAUAAAUACCCAUCUCCAAGGCGUGUGUCCCCCACACUUAUCCCUCUCCUUCUUUCUCUGCAGCAGAUACUUAUAUAAUUUUUUUUUCCAACCAUGGCAUCUAACCAACCAUCUCUCAAUACUGCCAAAUUUACCACUUCCUCCACAGACCUCGAGCAACAGUCGAAGCUAGAGCUCGAUACCGAGGAAUUUGACUACUCUAAAAGAUCUCAAUGGCUACGUGCGGCUGUCUUAGGAGCAAAUGAUGGGUUGGUCUCAACAGCCUCGUUAAUGAUGGGGGUUGGAGCAGUAAAACAAGACGUAAAGGCCAUGAUACUUACUGGGUUUGCGGGUCUUGUUGCUGGUGCCUGCAGCAUGGCCAUAGGAGAGUUUGUGUCGGUGUACUCACAGUUGGACAUAGAAGUCGCACAAAUGAAAAGAGAUAAGAAGCAGCAUAGAGGGGACAUUGGUGGACAGAGAUCAGAAGAGGAAGAGAGCGAGAGUUUGCCAAACCCCGUGCAAGCUGCGGCAGCAUCAGCACUUGCGUUUUCUGUGGGUGCAUUGGUUCCACUCCUAGCAGCUUCGUUUAUAAAGGAGUAUAAGGUGAGGGUGGGGAUGGUGGUAGGGGCAGUGAGCCUGGCUUUGUUGGUUUUUGGGUGGCUGGGGGCUCUCUUAGGUAAGGUUCCUGCGUUCAAGUCUGUCGUUAGGGUUUUGGUUGGAGGUUUGCUAGCCAUGGCUAUAACCUUUGGGUUGACUAAGUUAAUAGGGUCAAGUGGCCUGUAAUAAUUUAUACCACCAAUCUCCGACUACGUAAAUCAUCUCAAAUAUUACUUGUUUAAUUAAUUAUGCGCAUCAAAAUCAUGUAAUAUGAUCUUCUCACUCUCUCCUGCUCGUUCCCCUGGCCGGCCUUAUAUAUACGUGUGUGUGUAUGUUUCCUCAGCCUCAUGGUAAAAUAUAUAUAAGCUACCGUACUUGUCUCCAAUUUAAUGUUCUUGAUUAAUGAUCAUGUAUAAUUUUCAUUGUAUAAGGUUAUAUAUAUAUACGUAUAUAUAUAGGUGGAGGGGAACCAAACUUGGAUCAAUAU
Carya illinoinensis is the source of this 1071-nucleotide messenger RNA. Its product is annotated as vacuolar iron transporter homolog 4-like. The transcript has a single exon. Gene Ontology annotation, molecular function: iron ion transmembrane transporter activity; manganese ion transmembrane transporter activity. Gene Ontology annotation, biological process: intracellular manganese ion homeostasis. The coding region runs from base 102 to 770 and encodes 222 amino acids. The record is from RefSeq and is a predicted model, not a curated record. Gene Ontology annotation, cellular component: membrane. Lineage: Eukaryota; Viridiplantae; Streptophyta; Magnoliopsida; Fagales; Juglandaceae.